Messenger RNA from Camarhynchus parvulus, 2457 nucleotides. It is a transcript of the gene MINDY1, whose product is annotated as MINDY lysine 48 deubiquitinase 1. The transcript is spliced from 10 exons. Gene Ontology annotation, molecular function: K48-linked deubiquitinase activity; cysteine-type deubiquitinase activity; cysteine-type carboxypeptidase activity. NCBI's taxonomy places the organism in Eukaryota, Metazoa, Chordata, Aves, Passeriformes, Thraupidae. The coding region runs from base 166 to 2175 and encodes 669 amino acids. The record is from RefSeq and is a predicted model, not a curated record. Gene Ontology annotation, cellular component: cytosol; cell periphery. Gene Ontology annotation, biological process: protein K48-linked deubiquitination.
GAAGAAAGAAAAAGGGAAUAAAGGAGGAGAGAAGAAGGAGGAAAAAGCCAGGAGAAAAGCCCAAUUUUCCCUCCUCAGGCUGAGCUUUGGGAUGCAGCUGCUCCUGGACAGACCCAGAGCAUUCCCAGGAGCCUGAUCGGAACCCGAGCAGCACCAGAGGGUCCCAUGGAGCAGGAGGGGACCCCCGAGCCCCCCGAGGAGCCUGCGGGUGGGGACGGAAUUCCCAACGUUGGGCACGGAAUUCCCAGUGUAGGGGAUGGAAAUUCCAACGUUGGCGAUGCAAUUCCCGGCGUUGGUCGCGGAAUUUCCGGUGUGGCGGAUGGAAUUCCCAGUGUUGGGGACAGAAUUCCCAGUGUAGGGGACAGAAUUCCCAAUGUUGGGGAUGAAGUUCCCAGUGUUGGGGAUGGAAUUCCCAAUGUAGGGGAUGAAGUUCCCAAUGUUGGGGAUGGAAUUCCCAAUGUUGGGGAUGAAGUUCCCAAUGUUGGGGAUGGAAUUCCCAGUGUAGGGGACGCAAUUCCCAAUGUUGGGGACGCAAUUCCCAAUGUUGGGGCCGGUGACGGAAUUCCCGAUGUCGCGGACGCAAUUCCCAGCGUUGAGGAUGAAAUUCCCGGUGCUGGUGACAAAAUUCCCAGUGUUGAGGACACAAUUCCCGGUGUAGGUGACACAAUUCCCAAUGUUGGUGACACAAUUCCCAGUGUAGGUGACACAAUUCCCAGUGUUGGUGACACGAUUCCCAAUUUUAGGGACGGAAUUCCCGGUUUAGGUGACACACUUCCCAAUGUUGGGGACACAAUUCCCAAUUUUAGGGACGGAAUUCCCGGCGCAGGGCAUGGAAUCCCUGAUGUCGGUGACACAAUUCCCGGUGCUGGUGACAGAAUUCCCGGUGCGGGGAAUUCCCAGGAAGGUUCUGGGGCUCCAUCCGGGCAGCAGGAGGGGGGCUCCAGCCCCCAGGGACCCCCGGGGGGCUCCCCCAAGCAGCCGCAGCCCCCGCAGGACAGGGGGUCCCCCAAGGAAGGGGGGUCCCCCAAGGAGCAGCCCCCACAGGAGGGGUCCCUGAAGGAGGGGGGGCCCCCCCAGGACAGGGGGUCCCCGCCGGCCGAGCCCCCCCGGGCGCAGCCCCCCGGGGAUUUUUACUUUGUCAAGUGGAUCCUGUGGAAGGGGCAGCGCACGGCCCUGGUGACCCAGGGCGAGAACGGGCCCUGCCCGCUGCUGGCCAUCAUCAACAUCCUCCUGCUGCAGUGGAAGGUGAAGCUGCCCCCGCAGACAGAGGUGGUCACGGCCGAGGAGCUGAUGGCACAUUUGGGGAAUUGCAUCCUGGCCACCCAACCCCGGGACACCUCGGAGGGGCUGCAGCUGAACUUCCAGCAGAACAUCAAUGACACCAUGACAGUCCUGCCCAAGCUCUCCACGGGGCUGGACGUCAACGUGAGGUUCACGGGGGUCUCAGAUUUUGAGUACACCCCCGAGUGCAUCGUCUUCGACCUCCUCAACAUCCCACUGUACCACGGCUGGCUGGUGGACCCCCAGAGCCCCGAGCAGGUGCAGGCCGUGGGCAAGCUCAGCUACAACCAGCUGGUGGAGAAGAUCAUCACCUGCAAACACGCCAGCGACUCGCGCCUGGUGAGCGAAGGGCUGGUGGCAGAGCAGUUCCUGGAGUCCACGGCGUCCCAGCUGACCUUCCACGGGCUGUGCGAGCUCAUGGCCCGCGCCCGCGAGGGAGAGCUCGGCGUCUUCUUCCGCAACAACCACUUCAGCACCAUGACCAAGCACAAGGGCCACCUCUACCUGCUGGUGACGGACCAGGGCUUCCUGCAGGAGGAGGGCGUGGUGUGGGAGAGCCUGCACAGCGUGGAUGGGGACAGCUGCUUCUGUGACAGCGAGUUCCACCUCAGCCACCCCCUGGGCAAGGACAGGGCCAGCACGGCCCCCCCGGACCCCCGGCUGCAGCAGAGACAAGUGGACCAGGAUUUCAUGGUGGCCCUGUCCCUGCAGCAAGGACAGGACGCCUCCUCGGUGCUCAGCGACCUGGAGCUGGCGCGGCAGCUGCAGCAGGAGGAGUACCAGCAGCACCAUCCUCAUCGUCAUCCUCAUCACCCUGCUCCUGCUCAGCUGCUCCCAGCGCAGGCGGAGCGGCGCCCGCGGCAGAGGCCGGAUUCGGACUGCACCCUCCUCUAGCACCUCGUGCCUGGGCGUCCCCACGCCUGCAGCCCCCCAAAACCCCGCUCUGCGUCCUCCUGGGACAUCCUGGGGGUCCCUGGGGGCUGGAGAUGAGGGGUGACCGUCUGAGCACACCCCAGGAGCACCCCAAACUUCCCAGUGGCCUUAACACAGGGGGGGUCCCACACCUCCAUCCACACUCUGAGACAGGGGUGGGUGUGGAUGUGGGGAUGGGGGGGACACCUGCACCCCCCCUGUUCAAAAUGUGGCCUUAGCCCUUGGCAAGUAAAGGACUUGUCC